This is a messenger RNA of Chlamydomonas reinhardtii, 11679 nucleotides long. RefSeq lists its product as uncharacterized. Bases 714 to 10640 code for a protein of 3308 amino acids. Lineage: Eukaryota; Viridiplantae; Chlorophyta; Chlorophyceae; Chlamydomonadales; Chlamydomonadaceae. The transcript has 19 exons. The record is from RefSeq and is a predicted model, not a curated record. Gene Ontology annotation, biological process: intracellular signal transduction; cyclic nucleotide biosynthetic process.
GAACUCGCCCAUGCGUUCCCGGCCCUUGUUCUGUUUUUGAGUGACCAUAUUUGAAGCGAGAACCUUCUGAGUAGCAUUUAACGUACAUAGUGAAACAACGUUGUGACAAUGGGGCAGAGCGUUUUUGCGGGGGGGCAGCGAACAGGCAAAGCAGCGCGUAGCCUUGGGCAAUGGUUUUCGCUAUGCUGAGCAGGUAGAUGAAGCAGCUAUUUAGGUUGCUCGUCCUUCUGCUUGUGGCGCUAUGCACUCCACGGCCCGCACUUGCUUCGGCAGACGACGGCCAGUGCCUUCUGGAUGCGGUGAAGCUGGCAGAGGAGAAAUGCAAUGAGACCAGCGCGAGCAGCAAUGCAACAUGGCAGGAAAUUUUUGCGUCUGCAAUUGCGUGCGAUUCUCGGCCACUUCGCGUUCUCGCGCCUGCAACCUUCUCAGAUUGGAUUACGCGUCAAGCAAAUUCCUUCACUGCGGUUGUUGGCAGAAGGGUCAACGUGACCUAUGCAAACCCGGCCGCUAUUCCCGCCUUGGUUAGCGCCCAGCUGGGAGGGUGGGCACAGCAGGACCUCUGGAUUCUCGACUACCCCAGCCUGCCUGUGCUCGGCGACAGCGGGUCUCUGCUGGACCUCGCAACAUAUAUCAGCGGGGACCCUGUCGUUGAGUGGAGCGAUGUGGAGCCCGUGUGGCGGUCCCUGUCAUUGUUUGGUAACUCCACCGUGGCGAUGCCAGUCGACAGUGACGUGCUGAUGCUGUACUACCGGCGGGACGUCUUCCAAUCGGCAAGCCUGGCGGUACCCGCGACCUGGGAGGAGCUGGUCGCGCUGGCAGCUUAUUGGAACAGCCGCAACACCACCAACAGCACCAACAGCACCAACGGCAGCAGCACCGGCGCGCCGGCGCCCCGCCACGGCCUCUGCAUUAACGACGCGCGCGGCUGCGUGCUGCCCUUCUACCUGUCCGCGCUGCUCGCCGCCUCCACGCAGCGCUGGGGCCCCGCCACCGGCUGGGCCCUGGCCCUGGAUGCUUCCGACCCAGAUGCCGCCGUCCAGCUGGUCAACAGCAGCGCAAUGCACGCCGCCAUGCCGGCGCUCAAAGCGCUGCUGGCGGCCAGCCCCAGCGGUCUGGCCUGCCAGGAGCCGCUGUCGCUGUUCGCGGACGGCCACUGCCUCAUGACGCUGGCUGACGGGCGGCAGUUCAAAGCGCUGCAGGCGCCCAGCGUGCCGGUGCGCGGGGCGGUGGGCGUAGAGCUGCUGCCCGGCGCAGGCUGGGUGCUGGACCGCGCCAGCGGCGCCCUGGUGCCGGCGGGGCCGCAGGCCUGCCGGGCGCCGGUGCGCUCCAACGCGACGGAGGCGGUGCUAGCAGCAGGAGCGGCGGUAGCGGCGACAGCAGGGCCGGGGCUGGGGCCGGGGCUGGGGCCGGGGCUGGGGCCGGGGCUGGGGCCGGGGCUGGGGCGAGGGCUACCGGCGCUGCCGCAAUGGGGCUGUCGCGCGCCGUAUCUGGCCUGGGGCGGCACGUUCGGCGCGGUGAGCCGGCGCAACGACCCGGCGGCUCUGGGGCUGGCGUACCGCUUCCUGGCGUUCCUUACCUCGGACGUGGCGCAGUUUGACGGGCUGCUGGACCCGCAGAGCCACGUGGAGCCCUUCCGCAGCAGCAUGCUGUCGCCUGCACACAGCCGCCGGGUGCUGGCGGACCGCGGCGGCGCCGGCACGCUGCUGACGGGCUACGGCGGCUUUGACCCGGACGAUGCGGCGGCAUUCCUGGGCGGGCUGCGCGCCGCCUUCAGCAGCAGCAACACCGUGCCGGAGCUGGGCGCGCCGGCAGCGUUUGCGCUCAGGCAGCACAUGGAGUCGGCAUACCUGGCGUUCGCCAAUGGCUCCACCUCGGCCGCGGGUGCAGCGGACGGUAUGCUGCGCGCCUGGCUGGCGGAGUGGGCGGCGGCCGGCUACAGCCCGGGCCAAGUGCAGGCGAUGCUGCGGCAGGCGACACACGACCCUUUCGGGGGGCCAGACGAGUCGUCGCAGCAGGAGGACUCAGGCGCGGCGCCGGUGUGGCCGAUAGUGGUGGGCACGGUGGUCGGGUUUGCGGUGUUGUGCCUGGCGUCGUUCGGGCUGCUGGUGUGCUGGCGGCGUUGGCGCAGGGCGGAGGAAGCCGUGCUGAAGCGCAUCCUGCCGCCGCUGAACGGUCCGGAGACGUCGCUGGUGGUCACGGACAUCGAGUCAAGCACACGCAUGUGGGAGACGCUACCCAGCGAUGUGUGCGAUGGAGCCAUUUACCUUCACCAUUCCCUUGCUCGCCGACUCAUCCUUAGAUUCGGUGGUUACGAGAGCGCAACCGAGGGCGACUCGUUCAUCAUCGCCUUCCACGCGGCGCACGACGCGGUGUGCUUCUGCGCCGCCUUCCAGCAGGAGCUGCUGCUGGUGGCGUGGCCGGAGGAGCUGCUGCUCAUGGAGGGCUGCAGCGCCGUGUGGAUGUGCAAGAGCGAGCCCGAGACGGCUGCGCGGCGCAAGUCGGCGCUGGGGCCGCUCACGCAGCAGCACGGGCCGCUGGAGGUGACGCCGCGCUCCGCCGCGCCCCUGUCCCGCCUCAUGGCGGCCUCGGGCGCCUUCAACGGCCCCGGCAGCCCGCUAGGCCUGGGCCUGGGCCUGAGCAACCUCACCGUGGGCAACCCGUCCAGCCUGGCUCCCGGCAGCGGGCACGGCACCCAGGGCGCCAACAGCCCCAUGCUGUUCGGCGCCGGCGGCGGGGGAGGGCUGCUGGGCGGCCCGGGCACGCCAGCGAACCGCAGCGAGCCCGGCAACAGCAUGGUCUUCGGGCACGUGGACAGCUCUGCACGCCUGGGGGGCCUGGCGGGAAUGCCGGGCUCGGGGCCGGGAGGAGGCAUGGCAGGCAGCACCGCGAUUGCGGGCGCCGCGGGCGGAUUGCUGUCCGUUGGGGCGGUGAAUGCGUCUAGUGGCGGACCGAGCAGCGGCGCGCACGCGAUGUCGGCGGCGGGGUAUGGGCUGGGUGGCAUGAGCAGCCCGCCGGAGAGCCCGGCGGGAGCUGGGAUGGGCAUGGCCGGCGGCGGUGGCGUGCUGCGGUAUGGGCAUCGCGGGCCCACCACCUUCACGGGACCACCGCCGUCCAUGUCAAUGGGCGGCGUGGGCGGUGCCCUGGGAGCGCCGCCGCGGCAGCUCAGCUUCCUUGGUAGGACCGCAAGCAGGAUGGGCAUGACUGCUGCCGCAGCUGCUGCCGCGGCAGCGGCAGCAGCGGCAGGGGGUGGCGGUGGUGGUGGUGGUGCCGGCUCGCCUCGCCAGCCCUCGCCCGGGAUUGCCACCUCGGCAUCGCGUCGGGGGCCGUCCAACCCGGGCGGCGCGUACAUUUCUGGGGCCACGACGCCGUAUAGCGGCGGGGCAAGCGCCGUGACAUCACCCCGAAGCAUGACGGAAGGCCCGCGCGGCGGCGCCGCCAGCAGUGGAAGCGCUGGCGACAGCAGCAGCCUGGCCGCACCCAACGCGGCGCGUGCAGCGUUUGCCGCUGCUGCCGGCGGCGUCAUGUCCUUUCGUGAAAGCUUUCGGGAACACGGCACGUCAGCCAGCGGCCCAGGCCUUCAGGACAUCAGCGGCAGCGGUGUUGGCAGCGGCGGCUUAGGGUCGCAGUCGGGCAUCAUCGUUGGCGGCCUUGACUGCGAUAGUGAGGCCAUGCCGCCGCCAGUGCCUGGGUCGGCGGCAGGCGGCCGCCUGUCGCCCCGGCCCACCGGCGACGGCUGCGGCGCCAUGCUGACCUUGUCGGGCUUCCAUGUGGGCUCGGGGCCGGCUGGCCGCGCCAUGCCGCGGAUCAGCGGCGCUGGCGGCGCUGGCGGCGCCUCCGCCGCGGCCUUGCCGGUUGCCGCAGACAGCGGACAGUCCCUCGUCUUCGCGGCUGCGGCGGCGGCGUACGGCGCUACCGGCGGCGGUGGCGCGUACGGCGGUAUGGGCAGCGAGGCUAGCACUGCACGGAUAGCGGGAGCGUCCGGGGCGCCGCUGGGGGCCAGCGGCCGGUCCAUGAGCGGGAUCGUGGUCGGGCUGACCAGCAGUCUGCACAGUGGGCCCCUGGACCACGGCACCAGCGGUGCCGCCAGCGGGAGCGGCGCCGGCGCGCUUACAGCGCAAGCUCCUGGCCUCGCCGACGCCGGGCCGGCAUACUCCAGCGGUGGGGUGGGGUCGGGACCCGUUGGUCGGGAAAGCAGCCGUGGUGCCGGCCAGCGCGCCAGCGAUGGCGGCGCUGGUGGCGUUGCCGGCGUCCCGCCGCACCCCACGUAUGGACACAACAAUAAUGACCAGGUCGACGGCCACAACCCCGAGGAGCCGCAGCGUACUGACAGCACUGAGAUUGCUUCCGUCUCCGAGUUUGCGGCCGACUCGGGCGCACUCUCGCAUAUGCCGUCAGACACUGAGAUUGGUGGAGCCCUGAGCCCACCGGCAUCGUCGCGUGGGGACCAUGGCAAUGGUGCAAGGACCGGUGCUGUGUUUGCCGGUUCGCAAGCUGUGGACCCUGUGUGGGCGGCGUCGCCGCGGUCCCUGCCGCCGGCGUCCCAGCCGGCGUCGCCGUCACCUCAGGGAGCGCCGCCGGCGCUGCAACCAUUGGGGAGCUUGGAGUCUUCGGAAGCGGUCACGGCAGCGGCCGCCGCCAUGGCAUCGGCGGCAAUGCGCGAGGUACGGCGGAGCGCGGCUGGCACAGGCAGCGGCAGCCGAAGCCCAGGGCCAGUCGCCGAGGCGACGGAGGAGCCGCCGUCGUCAGCUUCGGCCGGGCCGUCACAAGACACGGAUGCGCACAGAGCUCGUGACGCGCCUGCCUCUGCGCCCAUAGCAGCGCUGCAACGGGGCCAACGUGCCUCGUUUGAGUUUAACUCUGAAGCCGUCGCCGCUGUCGCUGCUGCGGCAGCGGCGGCGGCUGCAUCGGCGGCGCCGUCGGGCUCGCGUCCGUCCGGUGGCGGUGACCUAGCCUCCAGCUCGACCUCGCAGCGGCCUUCAUGGUCGACAUCACUGCCGCCGCCGUCGGCCUCCAUGGCGGCACUCACAGCGGCGCUGCAACCGACCUCCGCGUCCUCAGUCGCUCACAACACGGGGACCGACACCGUCACCAGCAUGGGAGCGGUGUCACCGCCGCAGUCGAGUGAAGACCUGCUGCUCGCAGUGAACCGCCUGUCGCCGAUUCUGCCACCUGUAGACAUCCCGGCGUCCUACGCGGCGGCGGCAGCGGCAGCAACGGCGGCGGCGCCCGGUGAGGAGGCGGCUGGCCCCGGCAUUUUGCUGACACCGGCGUCUCCGCGCGCGGCGGAGAACGGUCCCCGCAGCUUGGAUGCCAGCGCGGCCGCGGCCUUGGCGCCGGGGAGCGCUGUGGGCCUCCCGCCGCUACCACCUGGCGCGCCGCUGGGUCUGCCGGCGGUCGCGGCGCCACCGGCGCAAGGCACUCUGGCUAGCUUCGGCUCGGCGCUUGCCGCCAGCCUCCGCCGCGGCAGUGACGUGUCUGCCGGCUCUGGCGGUGACGUGCAAUCCCUGCCUAGCCUGACGCAAGGCGCAGUGCCGGACGUCACGAGAGCCGCUGGCGCCGGCGCCACCGCGGCGGCUGGCGCCGCCGCCGGAAGCACCAGCGUCACUCGGCCGUCGCCGCUGGGCCGUGGCGUGUCGUACAACGCCCCCGGCACCGUCAGCUCAUUCGCAGGUGCGGGUGGCGCCGCCGAGGUGCUGGCGGGCGGGCCCAGCCCGCGCAGCAGCCGCCACCGCCGCAGCAGCGCUGGCAGUGAUGGCACGGGGCAGCGCAGCAGCAACAGUCGCGGCAUGCGCGGGCCCUCCAUGGACGGCGAUGGCGACGCCGACACCGCGGACCUCGCCCAGCGCGGCCUCUCCUCGCCGCUUCCAGCAACCAAGCUUUCACGCUCCGACGACGGCCGCGGGCGCGUUGUGGCUGGCAUAGUCGGCGUCGGCAGCGACCAACAGACCGACCGCGCCGCCGCAUCCAGCGCCGCCGCAUCCAGCGCCGCCGCAUCCGGCGCGGGCGGCACCGCCGCCAGCCCGCCCUACGCCGGCUUCGUCGUGGGUGGCGGCCGCCACUCCUCGCUCGUGUUCCCCACCAAGCGGUUCCUGGCCACCGCUGCCGCCGGCGGCGCCGGCACCAGCAUCAGCGGCAUGGCUGGCGGCGCCGCCACACCCACCUCCACCGCGCGCGCCGCCACCUCCCACACGCUGCAGUCCAACACGGUGUCGCGCGCGCUGUUCGGCCUGGUUGGGCUGCCCUCGCCGCGCCCCGGCGGCGGCGGGCUGCUGGGUACCAUGGGCAUCGGCGGCGGCAGCGGGCACUACGGCGGCGCGGCGGCGGCGGCGCUGACGCUGGACAGCCGGGCGGGCAGCAUGGCCAGCAUGAUGCGGCUGGCCAGCCAGCACAACCUGUUGAGCGUGGGCGACAGCCUGUGCACGCGGUGGCGGGUGGUGGACGAGGGCGAGCCAGGCGCACAGCUCAUGUUCAGGGGCCUGCGUGUGCGCAUGGGCGUGCACAGCGGGCUGGAGGACGGCGCCGACGCGGUGUGCCUCAACCGCACCGCCAACCGCAUGCAGUACACCGGCUUCGCGCUGCAGAUGGCCAAGGCGGUGGCGGACAGCGCGCACGGCGGCAUGGUGCUGAUGAGCGAGGCGGCGUUCACGCGGCUGGCGGUGGAGAGCCUGAAGGAGCGCGUCAUGGUGCUGCACAUGGGCGAGCACCGCCUGCGCGAGGAGCUGCCGCCCACCAGCAUCUACUGCGGCUGCCCGAGGGCGCUCAUGGGCCGACUGCCAGCGCUGCGUGACGUGCGGUCGGCUCAGCAGAUCAGCCUGGGCGUGCUGGACGCGCCGGCGGGCGGUGUGGUAGUGGUGUUCAUGCACGUGGUGGGCGCCAUGAGCCUCAUCGACUGGCGGCCCGACCUGGCGCACACCGCGCUGGCUCUGUUCCGGGACCACGUCACGCUGGAGCUCAUCAAGUUCCAGGGCUACCUGGUGGAGGCGGUGGACGGGCUGGUGCUGGCGUCCUUCUCUUCGCCCGCGGCCGGACUGCGCUGGGCCGCCAAGUGCCAGCACGACAUGACCAUGCUGCCCUGGCCGCAGGAGCUGCUGAGCCACGAGGCAUGUGAGGAGCUGUGCACCAGCCGGCUUAACGCGGUGACGGGGGUGGCGGAGGAGGUGGUGCUGUUCCGCGGGCUGCGGCUCAAGGCGGGCGUGGACAUGGGCCGCCUGCGCGGGGAGAUUAACUGCAUCACAGGCCGCAUGAGCUACCGGGGGCGAGCCAUGAACCGCGCCGCGCGCAUCGUGGCCGCCGCCGGCAGCGGCCAGAUCCUGGCCAGCGCCGAGGUGUGGGCGGCCGGCAGCACCGCCACCGCGGCGCGCAUGUGCGGCCUCACCGCCACCAGCCUGGGCGCCUUCAACCUCAAGGGCGUCAGCGAGGCCGUGGAGGUGUACCAGAUCAAGACGUCCAACGACGUGGUGUCCAAGCGCGCCAAGACCAUGCUCGCCAACGCCAGCCACGAGGACCCGCUGGAGUUGGACGAGCUGCCAGUCGCCGACCCCGCAGCCGCCCUGCAGGUACACGCCUCCAUCAACAACGCCUCCUCCGCCGCCGCGGCAGCGGCAGCGGCUGCCGCCGCCGCCAACGCCGGCUCCAGCGGCGGCGGCAGUGCCGGCGGCUCCGCCGCCGCGCUGCACCGCGUCAUGAGCGCGAAUGUCAACGCGGGGCACGGCGGCGGCGCGACUGGCGGCGGCGCGGGGCCGGCGGGGAUGCCAACGCGCGCCAACUUGUUGCUGGCGGGUGGCGGUGGCAGCGCCACGGCGCGGAUGAUGCUGGACCGCAUGCACUCCAUGACCGGCGCGGCAGGGCUGAGGCGCGUGGAGAGCCUCACGCACCGCCGCGGCUCGCUCAGCCGCAACGUGUCCAUGAGGUCCCGGCGCUCCAGUCGGCGCAGCAGUGUGGGCAGCCAGUACAGCGCCCUGGCAGCCAACGCCAUGCUCAGCGCCGCACGCGGCUCCUUCGACGGCCGACAGGAGGUCAUCAACGGCGCCGGCCCCUCCGGCGGAGGAGGCGGAGGAGGCUACGCCGCUGGUGGCGGCGCUGCCGCUCAUCACGUCGUGUCGGCUGCCGCCGCCGCGCUGGCGGCAUCGGUGGCGGCGGGGGCCGCUGGCGGCCCUGCUAACGGUGCCAGUCCACUGCCGCCGGCAGCGGCGUCAGCCGCCGUCGUCGGCGGGUUCGGUGCGCCGCUGGCUACUGUCAUGUCGGGCCAGGCGGCGUUGGGUCGUGACCUUUCCACCCUGCCCUCCAGCAGCCUGCCAACGGGGCCCUCAAUCACCAGCGGCGGCGGGGCCAGCGGCGGGGCCAGUGGCGGGGCCACUGCCGCUGCCGGCUUGCCGGGACCGCACGCCAGCAGCUCCCACUCUCAGGCCCCGUCGCAUCUGAACACACUCACGUCAAUUGGGUCGGUGGCGACGGCGCCCUUCGCGGGAGCACACGGGCUGAUGGCGGCGCAGCUGGCGUCGACCACGAGCGGCGGCGGCGGGCUCGCCACCGGCGCCACCGUCUUCACGGUCGGCCGCACGCCAUACAUGAGCCGGCACGGCUCCGAACGCGAGACGCCCGGCGAGACCAUGUCCGACUUCCGCUCCUCCAACGCCCGCUCCUCCAACGCCUCGCAGUACCGCUCCUCCAAUGCUUCCACGCGGUCCAGCGCGGUGGCAGCCGCCGCCUCGGCUGCGGCGGCGGCGGCGGCGUCGCACCAGCAGCAGCUGCACCUACGCGGCGACGGCGGCGGGCUGUCAAUGGCGCAGUCGACGCCGGUGCAUACGGCUCUGCAGCCGGCAGCUGCUAGCGGCGCGCUGCCGGUCGCUGGCUACGGCAUCGCGCAGCACCACAGCCACCAGCUGCCGCCGUCCAACAGCACGCAGCCUCACCCGCACACGCAGCACCACACACCCUUCAGCAGCCAGCUGCCGCACCUUGGCAGUAGUGCCGGCACCGCAGCCGCCGCCGGCAGCAGCACCGCAGCCGCUGGCACCUCCAGCGUCCUCACAGCCGCUGUCUCCGGCAGCACCCAGCUGCCGGGCCCGCCCGCCACGGUGGGCGCAGUCGGCGCCGCGGGCUCGCUUCCGGCCAUCAACUCCCCCGGACCUGGCGUGUCGGCACCGGGCGUGGCGGCCGCUCCACCGCACGCCCACCCGCACCGUGGUCUGGUGCGGCACCUGUCCACGCUCAUCCGCUCCGCCUCGCAGGCCUUUGGCGGCGGCAUCCCCUCCGGCCAGGCGGGGCUGCAACAGCCCCCGCAGCUGCAGACGGCGCAGACGGUGGCGGUGGGUGCCGUUGGCAUGGUGCUGUCUCCGGGACGGGGCGGCCGCCGCACGGGCGACGGCGGCGGCGACGGCGAUGAGUACUACAGCGGCUACGCCGACGGCGGCCGCUCGAGCGAGCGACGUGCUCGCUACUCGGAGCGGCCGUAUCGGGACGGCCUGCCGCCGGCAGCAAUCAGCCCGGCGGGCGGUCGGGAUAGCCGUGCCGGCGGUGGGGGUGGCGCUGGAGGAGCGUCGGUGCAUGGCGGUGGGCCAGGCACCCUUCCAUAUCGCCUGCGCGCCGCAGGCAGUGCGCUGGCGAAUGGGCUGUUUCGAGUCGGUAGCUUCAGCGGGCAAACCCGGCGUCGGCCGGAGCUGCCCGACUCGCGCGGCUCCCGCGCCUCGGACUUGGGCGAGCCACUGUCGCCGGCGCGCCGCCGCCUCAACACCGCCAGCGGCAUCCACGGCUACGUCGGCGCGGUGCCACACGCUGCGUUGACGGCGGUGGCUGCGACGCUGCCGAGCCCGCCCGGCUCCGCCGGCCGUCGCAGCGGCUUCCGCCGGCGCAGCGGCGCCGACGUGGGCUGGCCCGCCGGCACCGACCGCGGCUCAAUCGGUGGCGGCGGCAGCGCGGGCACCGGCGGCGGCCUGGUGUCGUCUGGCGGCGCCGUCAGCGGGGGCUUGGGCGGCGGCGUCGGCGGUGGAGCUGGUGGCCGGCUGCGGCGCGGGCAUGAUGCGGCCGGCGGCGCGCACCCUGGUGGUGUGGAGGGCGCCGGCGACAGCUUCGUCAUUGUGGUGGGCGACACAGAUGACCUGGAGGGUGACAGCGAGGAGGUUCUGCGAGACCAGAACGGCGCGCCGGUGCUGUCGCCCGCCGCCUCGCUGCAACACGCCGCGGCCUCGCCGCGCAGUUCGUACGCGCGCAGCUCGCGCGCCUCGCACCCGCACACUGCCGGCUACGUGCCCUCGCACCACCUGGCAGGUGAGGUGCCGCCCUCACCGCCGCGGCUGCAGCUGCCCCUGCCCACUCGCUCGCUGGCGCCUGCCAGCGCCGCUGCUGCUGUGCUGGGCAGCGGUGUUGCUGGAGGAGGCGCAGGCGCCGGGGCUCCCAUGGGCGCGCCAAGUGGCGGGCUGCCUGGCCUUGGCGCUGGAGGCGGCGCGGGUGGAGGUGGCGGCAUGAUGAGCGGCAGUGGUAUUCGGUACCUGGGCAGUACCGGCAGCGCUGUGUCGGGUCUGACUGGCGGCCCCAACACGGGGGACGGCGGGCGCAGUAGCAGCAUGGAGGUACCCGACCUGACGCCGCUGGACGCGCAGCUGCGUGUGCCGUCCGCGCCAGCUUCUCAGGGUGGGCUCUGAGUUUGAAGGUUAUGCUUGAGAUGUGUGUGGCAGAACACAACAGGGCAGCGGCACGGGUGGGGAUUGUUGGCAUGCCGUACCUGACGGUCAACGUACUGGAUAUAUGAUGAGGGGGUCGCUUUCAGUCCCAUUUUAGCCCCAGGGGUGUACAUGCGCAUGCACGUCGUGAUGAUGAGACAACCGCGACUAUCAUAGUAUACAUAAACCUAAUGUAUGGGAUCAAAAUCCCGAAAUGCUGGCACCGUCAGGGAUGUUGUUAUCGGUCACAUUGGAUGCGCAAACGCUGCUAACGCGCGAGGGGGUUCAUGUUGCAUUAAUAAUGAAUGCCAGUAGUGUACGCUCAGCGCUGCGUGAUUGAUUCAGGGGCGGUACAAGCUGCACAAGCAACACAUACGCCGGAGGACAGGCACCGGCGGUCACGCGAGCGCGGCGACGCAGAAAGUUGGUUGGUUAAAGAGUAAUCGCGGCGGCUAUAGAACUACAGGUGCCGUAUUCUUCGUAAGCUAUGUUAGGAGGUGGCGUGCGCUUGUUGCUGCUACAACGGGUUUGUGCCCGGCUGCACGGGUGGCAAGGGCUGUCUGAAGGCCGUAUUAUGGUGGGCGUUUUGGUGGGUAGGCAGUUGUCACUCUCACUUGUGUGUGCAAGCACCAAAUGCACUUUGGGUUACAGCGGUAAUAUCAUAGUGGUUGGCAAUGCUCCGAACUCCAGACGGUGUUUUGGGUCAGGAAAAUGCAGGGCUUGUGGCUCAAAGCCGGGCAUGCCGGAGUCGGGCUGACCGGCGGCAGGGGUGCCGCACGGAAGACCCAAGACCCUGACACGGUCAGCAUCCUGAUUUGCUAGCUACGGUCUUCUGAGCGCGGCGCCUUACACGCGAGAGGCCAGGAGCUGGUCCACAGACCACAGUCACCAGCAAGAUGGCGAGAUGCCAAAGACAUCGUCAAGCAAACUGCAAACAUCUCGCCUGCCCGAGAGGUGCUAUGAUCAGGGCCAGCAGUUUCCAACCUGGUUUGCCGGAGCCGUCUCGACAUGCUUGAAAGAU